CUGUGCACUUGCCGCAUGACUCAGUAGCGUCCUUUUGUGCAAGUUCCCACAAGGAGUAAUGGCUCUCCUUUUUCCAGUUUAAAGCAGUCCUUUACCUAAACCCCUAAACCCCCAAAUUCAGAAACCCUAAAUUAUAGCCAUGGCAGCACUUCGCAACAAGCUCAGACUCAUCACCACCCACCCCCACCACCAACACCGCCGCUACUCCAUCCUAAACCCUGAUUCUAAAACCCCACUCUCCGCCAAGGACAAAUCACGCGCCGCCCUAUCCCUCCUCAAAUCCGAAACAAACCCACAACGCAUUCUCGAAAUCUGCCGCGCCGCUUCCUUAACCCCCGAAUCCCACCUCGAUCGCGUUGCUUAUUCCAAAGCCAUUUCAAAGCUCAAAGAUCUCAAUCACUUCUCAGGUAUCUGCUCAUUUCUCCAAGAAUCCACGUCCCGGCCCGACUUGAAAUCCGAGCGGUUCAUUUCUCAUUUUAUUGUUCUUUACGGGCAGGCUGGGCUGAUCGACGAGGCGAAAAGGGCUUUUAAUGAAAUGGAGGAGAAAAUGGGUAUUCAAAGAACUGUGAAAACUCUGAAUUCUUUGCUUUUUGCUUGUGUUUUAGCUAAGGAUUAUGCUGAAAUGAAAAGGAUAUUUGUGGAAUAUCCUAAAAAGUAUGGGUUUGCUCCGGAUUUAGAUACGUAUAACUUGGUGAUUAAAGGAUUUUGUGAAUCAGGUUCUUCGAAUUCUGUUUAUUCGAUUUUGGAUGAAAUGAGUAGGAAGAAUGUUAAGCCUAACGCGACUACGUUUGGGAAUUGUAUAACCGGGUUUUAUAAGGAGGAGAAGUAUGAGGAUGUUGGAAAAAUAUUGGAAAUGAUGAAAGAAUAUGGUAUAGCGCCGGGAAUUAGUACGUAUAAUUUAAGGAUUCAGAGCUUGUGUAAGCUUAAGAAGUCGGGGGAAGCUAAGGCGUUACUCGAUGGGAUUUUAUCGAGAGGUUUGAAGGUGAAUCAUGUGACUUAUGGUCAUUUGAUACUCGGGUUUUGUAGAGAAGGUAAUUUGGAAGAAGCGAAGAGUUUGUUUCAGAAGAUGGUUAAUACUAGCGGAUUGAGACCGGAUGCUGAAUGCUAUUUUACGUUAGUGUAUUAUUUGUGUCAAGGUAAGGAUUUUGAGGCUGCGUUGAAGAUUUGUAAAAGUUGUUUGGCCGAGGGAUGGGUCCCGAAUUUCUCCACAAUGAAAUCACUCGUUGAGGGGCUGGCUAGCAUUUCGAAGGUUGAUGAUGCACGGGAAAUCAUAGGUCAAGUGAAGGAGAAGUUUUCGAAGAACGUUGAGAAGUGGAACGAGAUUGAAGAGGCAUUGCCGGAGUAGGGAGAGAAGUACUAAACAUGGUAAUGAAUGUAACGGAUACCCUUAACAUUACCAGGCUGUUCUACAACUAAAGUGUUUAACAUUACAAGAUGCAUGUCCUUGGGAAUGCCACGUUCUAAAUACCCUUGAUAACACGGUCUUAAGCUUGAUAACCUGUUUACCUGCAUUUACAUGGAUAGUUAGGGCUACCAAGUGUUUUCAGAAAUGCAAAUACUUAUAGCAGGCUGUGAUGAGGUCUUUAGCUUUUUCUGUCUGCCUCAGUAAGUGCGAGAGGGAAGCUGCUUUGGUUGCUAAAUCUUCUCUAUUAAAGCUGAGCACAUAAACUACUCAAUGCUGCAUUAGAAGGUGGCUUUUGACAAUUGUCUAUGGUUCACCUCUGCUUUUGUUUUUUUAAACUAAUGCCUGCUGUCUAUGUUUAAUAGAAGAACAAUAGUGCUGUGCCACACUUUUAUCCCACAAUAUUGAUGAUAGUACUGUCUUGAAUUAUGUUUUGGGGAAA
Molecule: messenger RNA, 1844 nt
Organism: Nicotiana tabacum (common tobacco)
Lineage: Eukaryota; Viridiplantae; Streptophyta; Magnoliopsida; Solanales; Solanaceae
Product: pentatricopeptide repeat-containing protein At1g11630, mitochondrial
Molecular function (GO): protein binding
Source: RefSeq, a predicted model, not a curated record